Molecule: messenger RNA, 933 nt
Organism: Phytophthora sojae
Lineage: Eukaryota; Oomycota; Peronosporomycetes; Peronosporales; Peronosporaceae
Exons: 5
Coding region: 1-933 (310 amino acids)
Biological process (GO): maturation of SSU-rRNA from tricistronic rRNA transcript (SSU-rRNA, 5.8S rRNA, LSU-rRNA)
Cellular component (GO): small-subunit processome; nucleolus
Source: RefSeq, a predicted model, not a curated record
AUGGAUCGACUCAAGGACGACGUCGUCCAAGUCCGUGGCAAGGUGGCCGAUAUGGACGCUGCGGUGGAGACGGAGCUGUCCACCGAGUCGGGCAUGACGUACCUGCAGGUGAAGAACCACGCACUGCUGACGUACACCAAGAUGGAGCUCUUCUUCGCACUUCUCAAGUUGGAGGAGCCGGAGAAGGUGAAGGACCACCCCGUGUUUAAAGAGUUGGUGCGUUACCGCACACUGCUCGAGCGCAUUCGUCCGCUGGACCGCAAGAUGAGGUAUCAGGUGGACAAGAUGCUGAAGGUGGCUCUGUCUGGUGGCAAGGGCCUCGACGAGUCGCUCAGCUACGCACCCAACCCCGACGAGCUCGCUGCCGAGGAUGGCCAGGACGACAACGAGGAUGGCGGGGAAGGUGGAUCUGGUGCGAAGGAUGGCAUUUACCGGGCGCCGCGUUUGGCAGCCGUGCCGUACGAGGAGGAAGAGCGUACGCAGGUUAAGCAGGCCAAGAAGGAUGAGCGCAACCGCAAGCGCUUGCAGAAGAGCACUAUCCUGGCGGAGCUGCGCGAGGAAUUCAGCGAGCGACCCACGGAGAUUUUGGCCAGCGGCACGAGCGUUGUGGACAAGGAGAUCGCCCGCGAGGAGGCAGAGAAGAAGGAGUUCGAGGAGUCGCGUUUCGUGCGUGUGGUUACGUCGCGCAAGGACAAGAUUCGCAAGCGGCAGCGCGAGAUGGAGGCGAACCGCGCCGACAACGUUGGCUCGAUCGACAACUUCGCCGCAGUGCAGGACAUUCUCUCGUUGGACAAGUCGAAGCACCGUAUUCCAACGCCGCGCGAACCGAAGAAGAUCGGUGGCAAGACGGGUGGUAUCUUCUCUCACGUCGACGCACCGACCGAAAAGAAGCGGAAGAUGGGUCGAAUGGUGUUUUCCAACCUUUUCUCGUGA